UAUAAUAUUUAUGAAUGCAAGGCAACCACUGUUUUUUUUCCAUACAACAUAGCCAUCAAGAUAGACUGGUUGAAGAGAAGAGAUGUGUCAUUAGCAAGGGAGCUGGAGUCCACUUUACUCAAUUCCUCUCUAUUGCCCACUUUAUUUUAAUCACAGCAAAAUCUGACAGGAAAGUAUUUGAUGUUGGUCCAUUGCUAUCAACAUUACGGAUACUACAACAGUGUCAUUUGUCCAUAUCCUCACCUCACCUGUCUGUUUGUGAUGUCACAUUGCUUUUGUGACACUUGGAUUGACAAUUCUGUAGGAGCUGGGAAGUUAGUUUUUCUACCCUUAAAACAAAUAACAAUUAGAAUAGAAAGACAGAAAAUUUGUGUUUCCUUCACUGGGUAAUUACCAGCUUCUUAAUAACCUUGUGUGCCGAAGAAAGGAGUAGUGAUUUCAAUGAUGAAUAGGAUGAGAUUUUUUCAGAACUUCCCACCACUAGCCACUCAUCGGUCACUGGGAAAGAAGGUGAACUUUGUUGCACAAACCAGAUCUGGUCUGAACUUGCCACCGCUAGUCAUAUAUCAGAAACUGAAUACCUACGACAGCCAGGAAGAUAUAGACUGUGCAUUCCUAAAGCUUUCUGACCUUUAUGGCAAUUUGAAAGACCCACUAAAGGAGCUGCUGCUUCAGUGUGCUUAUGAAGAUGAUGAAAAAAGUUUUAAAGUCUCCUAUUUCGAUACGUAUCCAGUGAAGAAACUACCUCAGGAUAUAUAUUCUUCACCACCACCACAUCACAUGCCCCUAGUAAAAAGAUUUUUUUCCAACAAGGCAGCCAUAGAACAUAAAGUCCAAGAGGUUUACAGACAAGAUACUCCAAUGGCAACUAUAGUCGCAAGAUGGACACCAAAGAGUAUGUCAACACAGUAUGACCAGAAAUCAGUGCUUCGAGAGCUUGCGAAAUUUGGUGAGAUUGAAUCCGUGACUCCUUUCGGAAGACAAACGGUCGUUGUCACAUUUAGAGAGAUCCGCUCAGCUUGCAAAGCCAUGAGAGCUUUCCCACCUAAUGGCCCGGAAAGAAAUAUGCGAUGUUUCUGGCAUCACAAAUUCAUGUCCAAAUAUAAAGCACCCAAAUUCCGGAAGACCAAAAACUCAGCAACGUUACUAACCAUGCAAUUAAAGUAAUGGUGUCAUCUAUAUAAUAAGUGGAUUACCCUUGUCAGCAUUAAGGCACAAUCUGGAUAGGUAACUGAACUAUUAAUUAAAGGACUGUUGUUCUUGUGAUAAGGAAACUAGCAUUAUAAAAUGGAAUUUUGCAUUGCUAACAAGACAUCAGAGUUUUGAUUUCUUCUGGAAAAAGUUCAUUACAGCAUUCAUGCACUCAUCAGAUGCCCAUAUUUCUUGGAGGCAAGCACAUUCUUUAGAGUUAGCUUCAUUUAGCUUCUCUUUGUCCGUCCUUCGUAUUAACUGUUUAGAGAGUUUCAAGGACUGUGAAAAGAGAGAUCAAUUAACCAUCUGUUAAUUCCAUGCUAUAUUUUUUAACAAUUGUGAAAAACAUUAAAAGGUACACAC
This is a messenger RNA of Anolis carolinensis (green anole), 1554 nucleotides long. Its product is annotated as testis expressed protein 56-like. The transcript is spliced from 3 exons. The coding region runs from base 442 to 1167 and encodes 241 amino acids. The record is from RefSeq and is a predicted model, not a curated record. Lineage: Eukaryota; Metazoa; Chordata; Lepidosauria; Squamata; Anolidae.